Molecule: messenger RNA, 2587 nt
Organism: Salvelinus fontinalis (brook trout)
Lineage: Eukaryota; Metazoa; Chordata; Actinopteri; Salmoniformes; Salmonidae
Product: CHRNA7-FAM7A fusion protein-like
Exons: 9
Coding region: 129-1613 (494 amino acids)
Biological process (GO): monoatomic ion transmembrane transport; signal transduction; chemical synaptic transmission
Cellular component (GO): postsynaptic membrane; neuron projection; synapse
Molecular function (GO): transmembrane signaling receptor activity; acetylcholine-gated monoatomic cation-selective channel activity
Source: RefSeq, a predicted model, not a curated record
ACCAAAACAAAGCGGUAAGGUGUAACGUAGGGGGAAAUACAUUGAUAAUAAAACCAAGAUAACUGUUGUAGCAGACAGCAGAGGAAGGACAUUGUGUUUACCAGCCUGGUUGUUGAGAAUGGACUUACAUGGAUGAGAAGAACCAGGUUCUGAUGACCAACGCCUGGCUGCAGCUGCACUGGACAGAUACUUACCUCUCCUGGAACCCAGAGAACUACCCAGGUGUUCAGAACCUUCGUUUCCCCUCCAAUCAGAUCUGGGUUCCUGAUAUCCUCCUCUACAACAGCGCAGACGAGAGGUUUGAUGCUACCUUCCACACCAACGUCCUGGUCAACUCCUCUGGAUCCUGCCAGUACAUACCACCAGGUAUUCUGAAGAGUACAUGCUACAUCGAUGUUCGCUGGUUCCCCUUCGACGUCCAGAAGUGUGAUCUGAAGUUUGGCUCGUGGACCUACAACGGCUGGCUGCUGGACCUCCAGAUACUGGACGUAGACAUCUCCUCAUACAUCCCCAACGGAGAGUGGGAUCUCGUGGGUGUCCCAGUGAAGCGUAACGAGCUAUAUUAUGACUGCUGUAAGGAGCCCUACCCUGACGUCACCUUUACUGUCACCAUGAGGAGGAGAACGCUGUACUAUGGUCUCAACCUCCUCAUCCCCUGUGUUCUCAUCUCUGGCCUGGCCCUGCUGGUCUUCCUGCUGCCUGCAGACUCUGGAGAGAAGAUCUCCCUGGGUAUCACUGUCUUGCUGUCUCUGACUGUCUUCAUGUUGCUGGUAGCAGAAAUCAUGCCGGCUACGUCAGACUCUGUUCCUCUCAUCGGCCAGUAUUUUUCAUUCGCCAUGAUGAUCGUGGGUCUCUCUCUCGUCGUCACGGUUCUCGUUCUACAGUUCCACCAUCACGACCCUCACGGGGUAAAGAUGCCUAAAUGGAUGCGUGUCAUCCUCCUCAACUGGUGCGCCUGGUUCCUCCGCAUGAAGAAGCCUGGUGAGGAACGCAAGACGACCACCCCCUCCACCAACACCACUGCUACCCCCAGCUCCACCACAGGAGGCUACAAGUACUCCCACCCUCCCCCUCACCACGCCAGCAGCAGCUCCAUCCAGAUGAGCUCCAUCCCUGGGGGACAGCCCUCCAAUACCUCAACCACCAACGGCAACAUGAACCUCUACUUCGGCUACCACUCCGUGGGUAUGGGAGGGAUGGGAUCCUUGGGAGGGUCUCACGAUAACCCCUGCUGCCCGCCUAGCAGUGACUCUUCUGGGGUUGGGGUCUGCAGUGGAGGGGCUGGGGGUGGUAGUCAGACCACGGGGACAGGUGGAACAUGUUCCCCCAACGAGGCGCUACUCUCCGACCGGGACGUGGGGAUCCUCCGGAGGUUGACGGUGGACCAGAUCCCGGAGAUCGGGCGGAUCCUGGAGGAAGUUCAUUUUAUCGCCCAGAGGUUCAGGGAGCAGGACGAGGGCGAGGCGGUCUGCAGCGAGUGGAAGUUUGCGGCGGCGGUCGUGGAUCGCCUUUGUCUCGUGGCGUUCACGAUCUUCUCCAUCAUCGGCACGUUCACCAUCCUCAUGUCGGCGCCCAACUUCCUGGAGGCUGUGACCAAGGAUUACCUCACAUAAUGUGGAUUUUAUCUCGGCUGGCUAAUUAGGCUAACGCUAACAAACACUGUAGCUAAUUGGCUAAUGCUAACUAGCGCUUUAGCUAUAAUGCUAAACAAUACAAACUGUAGCUAACCGCCUCUACUCUGUGAAGCCACUGAAAACCACCUCCCACAGUUUUGAGAUCAAAUAAUCUCUAGAGUUAUGAUUUAUUAUGACACCAGUACUUGGAACACCAAAUGUCUAUAUUUUGAUAAUGGUUGUGUAUUAUUAUGGUGAUAUACAGUAUAUCUUCCAUGUGGGUGUGGUUACAGUCAAAAUGGCUUCCUUAGCUCUAGUCGACGCUUACCACUCAUUCUGUAACAGUACUGUCAAAAUGGCUUCCGUAGCUGUCGUCUAUGCUUACCACUCGUUCAAUAACAGUACUGUCAAAAUGGCUUCCGUAGCUCUAUUCGACGCUUACCACUCGUUCAGUAACAGUACUGUCAAAAUGGCUUCCGUAGCUGUCGUCGAUGCUUACCACUCGUUCAGUAACAGUACUGUCAAAAUGGCUUCCUUAGCUCUAGUCGAUGCUUACCACUCGUUCAGUAACAGUACUGUCAAAAUGGCUUCCUUAGCUCUAGUCGAUGCUUACCACUCGUUCAGUAACAGUACUGUCAAAAUGGCUUCCUUAGCUCUAGUCGAUGCUUACCACUCGUUCAAUAACAGUACUGUCAAAAUGGCUUCCUUAGCUCUAGUCGAUGCUUACCACUCGUUCAGUAACAGUACUGUCAAAAUGGCUUCCGUAGCUCUAGUCAAUGCUUACCACUCGUUCAGUAACAGUAUUGUCAAAAUGGCUUCCUUAGCUCUAGUCGAUGCUUACCACUCGUUCAGUAACAGUACUGUCAAAAUGGCUUCCGUAGCUCUAGUCGAUGCUGUCCCCAUCCCUCCUCUCCCUCUGUCCCCCACCCCUCCUGUCCCUCUGUCCCCCACCCCUCAUGUCCUCCACCCCUCCU